This is a messenger RNA of Ostertagia ostertagi, 831 nucleotides long. NCBI's taxonomy places the organism in Eukaryota, Metazoa, Nematoda, Chromadorea, Rhabditida, Trichostrongylidae. The record is from the annotation of a GenBank genome assembly.
AUGAAAACGAUUGUGGACUAUCUUUUGGAGGCGAAGGAAAAACUGGACAGCUUGGCUAGUGAAAAUAAAGAACUUUUUGAGCAGGUGGAUAAGCUUUGCCUCGCCAGCCUUAAUUUAAAGGUUGUCCUCCCGACUGCUAGGUUCAAAGAGGAAGCACUACGCCGUGCCCCUAAACUGAGGGUCUCCCAGUUUAGGGGCAUUUACAUCCGUCCCUCGCUGUCUAAAGCAGAGAGGGACAAGCUCCGCUCUUCGAGGCUAGCAUCCAGAGGGAAGCCUGAAAACAAUUCAAAGGUUCAUUCCAUAAACUUGCCUUCUUCUCCAAUGCCUGGCUCUGAUAUUUCGAACAAGUCUAUGGAUAUUAUGUCGCCAGUUGUUCCUUUAAACACUCAAUCCCUCCCGAAAAAUGCGGAUUCGUUAAUUUUUCACCUAACUGAAUCCUGUUUUGAUAUUGUGGCUCUUACAGAGACUUGGCUCAAGUCUGCUCUUGAGAACUCCACUCUCUUGGGUAUCUUGGGGCAUGAGUACAGUCUUAUCCGGUGUGAUCGGAUUCGCAAACCAGGUGGUGGUGUGGCAAUUUUAGUCAGGAGGAAAUUUUCGUAUCAAGUCAUAUUCAAGGAAUCUAUUAGCGAUUCUUAUGAGCUUUUGUGUUGCGAUAUUUCCUCGCGCUGUGAACUGUGUAGAAUCGCUGUUAUCUACAGAACUCCCGGAUGUUCACACAAAUUUACGCUGCAGCUUUUCAAGGCCUUGACUGACCUGUCCACAUGUCAGUAUCCCUUCUUAGCAAUGGGAGAUUUCAAUAUGCCGGAUGUUGACUGGACUGGCAAUGAUAAA